Molecule: messenger RNA, 870 nt
Organism: Aphanomyces invadans
Lineage: Eukaryota; Oomycota; Saprolegniomycetes; Saprolegniales; Verrucalvaceae
Exons: 1
Coding region: 44-688 (214 amino acids)
Source: RefSeq, a predicted model, not a curated record
CGCGCACGAAGCACUUGACAUCGUUCCGCAUUGCCAACGCGCCAUGCAUCUGUCCCUCGUUGUUGCGCUCUUUGUAGCUGCUCUCACUGGCUGCGCUCACGCCGAGAUGGUCGAGACGAAGCCGCUCACCCCGUGCAACGACACCGAACAGGAGCUGAUCGAGGCAGCCCUCAAGGACGGUCUCAUUGCCCCUCCGCAGUGUCAGGAUUUGUGGGCCGAUGCAACGGCGAACUUUUCGUCCCCUGUCGACAAGUGGGACCAAAUCUCGAUGAACGACACGCUCUUCUUUCAAGUGUGUUCUGUACCCGCGUGCAAGAGCGUGCUCGAGCCGUGGGCGCUGUUGCCCAACUGCGACGCCUUGAUUGACAUCACAUCCAAGGAAAUUGCCAACCUGCACGACAUGGCAAUUCAAACGGCGGCCUUAUGCGAAGCCGUGCUGAGCGAGUACGAUGAGGAUGCCCCGUCUGACGCUUCCCUACCACCAAAAUCAACUUUCUUUCGCACCGCACCGCCACCAUCGACGAUUGCAGCGACUCUGCCGAUUACGAAACGUCCCACAACGCCUCGGCCAACCCUCAGUGGUCCGUACCCGACCGUCACAUCCCGCAGCUCUCGGUCCUUUCCACUUUCGUCUGCUGUGGUCAUGCUCUUCAUUAUGGUAUCCCUGGUGUGUAUGUCGCUUCAGUAGUAUUUAACAAAACAUGACGGGUGUUUCGGCCAAGGCGCGCGUGCUGUGGAGCAGCUUCAUUGGCAGCACCUUGCCGGCGCGUGCCGUCGUGGCGCAGCCCGUGGAUGCCACUAAAUAUACCUUUACAUGGCACUGACAGACUGCAUAUGCAUUUGAAUCACGAUUAUCUGCGUCCUUCUGAA